Messenger RNA from Aegilops tauschii subsp. strangulata, 2476 nucleotides. Its product is annotated as poly(A)-specific ribonuclease PARN. The record is from RefSeq and is a predicted model, not a curated record. NCBI's taxonomy places the organism in Eukaryota, Viridiplantae, Streptophyta, Magnoliopsida, Poales, Poaceae. Gene Ontology annotation, molecular function: 3'-5'-RNA exonuclease activity; RNA binding.
UGUCACAUUUUCACACGGCAAACAAAUCGAGCCCAAGUGCGAACCCACUGCCCGCCUCCCCCCUCCAGCGACGGUGGCCAUGCAGUGCCGCCGCCGCCUCGCCCCCCUCCUCCGCGCGCCGUCGCCCAAAACCCUCCUCCCCCUUCUCCUCUCCCGCCUCGUCUCCUCCUCCUCCCCCUCCUCCCCGCCGCCCUCUAGGGGCGGCGGGGAUGAAGCCGGGGACGGCAGCGUCGCCGGGGUGGCGGUGAAGCAGGUGACGCGGGGGAACCUGGCGGAGGCGCUGGAGGAGCUGCGGGCGCGGGUGCGCGACGCCGCGUUCGUCGGGAUUGACCUGGAGAUGAGCGGCGUCACCAGUGCACCGUGGCGGGACACCUUCGAGCUCGACCGCGCCGACGUCCGGUACCUCAAGCUCCGCGACUCCGCCAAGCGCUUCGCCGUGUUGCAGCUCGGCGUCUGCCCCUUCCGCUGGGACCCCGCCAAAUCCGCCUUCGUUGCCCAUCCGCAUAACUUUUUUAUCUUCCCUCGCAAGGAGCUUCCAUAUGACAGUUCAUCUCACGAAUUUCUCUGUCAGACCACUUCACUUGACUUCCUAGCAAAACACCAGUUUGAUUUCAACACGUGCUUCCAUGAAGGAAUAUCUUAUUUAUCCAGAGCACAAGAAGAAGAGGCUCUUCAGAAACUAAAUGUACUGCAUCAUGAUGGAAUAUCUGCAUUUCCAAAUACUUCUAAACAGGAAGAAGAUGUGCAGUUAAAGAGUACUGCUGAUCUUCUUUUCUCAGAGAGAAUGAAGAUCAGAUUUAAUGAGUGGCGUGAUGCGAUAAGCGCCAACCCCAGGGUGGAUAACCAUAAGUUAGGAAGCAAUAAAUUCACCACAGACCAAUUUCAGACAGUUUUCUUCAAAAUGCGCCCAGCUAUUAUGCUUGAUGGGUUUACAUCACAUCAAUUAAAGUUAAUUCAACAGGUUUUGAGAAAAAACUUUAGAGACCUCAUGUAUGUUUGUACAUUUGGCGAGGAUGAAACAUCAGAAAGGAGAGUAGUUUAUACAGACAACAACGAAGACAGUAUAUUAUUGAUGAAAGAUGUGCAAGAAGAUCUAUUCAGAAGAAGAAAAGCAAAAGUGGAAUCAGCAAUAGGAAUCCGCCAUGUCAUUGAUCUUAUUGCCUCAGAAAGAAAAUUGAUUGUUGGUCACAGUUGUUUCCUAGAUAUUGCACAAGUCUACUCCAAAUUUAUUGGGCCUCUUCCCUCAUCCAUUAAGGAAUUUGCCUUGGCUAUCAACAGAAUUUUCCCACAUGUUGUAGAUACUAGGCAUCUUAUGUCUGCCAGCGAUGCGGUUCAGCAUCUGAUGAGGCAGAAAAGCAAAGCACUUUCUUCAGCCUUCUCAUUAUUGUGCCCUGCAUUUCAUUCAACUGCUGGGGAAGCAUCUAUCCCGGCUCCUGUGAGAAUAGAAGUCGAGGCAGAUGAAACAACGUUAUCAUGCUUUGCUUCAGGUGCUAAGCAUGAGGCAGGGUAUGAUGCAUUCAUGACUGGAUGUGUUUUUGCGCAGUUGUGUGCCCAUAUUGGCGUCAAAUUUGAAGACUUCACACCUAAGGAGAACCUAGAGAUGAAUAAGAAGAUGAAGAAAUAUAUCAAUCUUCUGCCCCCUAGCUUUAACAGCGGAACAGUACUUGAUUUGCGUACUGGAAUGGAGAGAGCAGAUGCAUGUUAUAAGCUUAGAUAUCCUGCUGCUGUGCAUGAUAACAUUGUUCUCAUCUGGGGAUUCCAAUCUGGGCUGAGCGCAAAAGAUAUGAAGGGCUGCAUCUGCAAAGUGUUUGGCCCAGCUUCAGUAACGACCGUCUUCUCGAUCGAUUCCACUGCUGUUCUCAUUCAGUUCAGUAAACAAGAGUCUGUAAAUGAUUUCAUGGAUCUGAAGGCUACGUUGGAGAAGCAAGAUAGUGCUAUUUCACUCUUGCACCCUCUGUCAACUAUAUUAGAAGGAGGCCAAACACGAGCUGCAAACUAUGAUACCUACAGAGACAUCUGCAGCUCAUCUGUAACGAAGUAUUUCUUUGCUGAUCAAGCUAAUGCGGUCUGUUCGGCUUCAGAUACUGAGCUCAGAGGUGAGAACGUAGAUGCCGGUGAUGCACUGGGAACAAAUAGCGUUCUUGAUGAAACUGCGCAUACCUUGGUAAAGCAUGCAGAAGGAACCAAGCAUUGUUCCAAGAAGCAAGAUGCUACUGAUAUUUCAUGCCAAGACAUCUUGGAUGCGCUUCAAGAUGGUAAAACUUUAUUUGGUAAACAAACCAGGCGGACAUGACUAACAUGGAUUACUCUCCGAGUAUGGUAUACUUUGCUGUGGCCUGACUGCUCUGAAUAACUAUUGUUUCAAAGAGCAUUUGUUUUGUCGAUGUAUUUUUUGAUGCUACUCCACCACUGUAACUGUGCAGUAAAGAAUAACCUUGUACUGACGCAGCAAUGACUUAUUUUUUUUCUGAUCUCA